Messenger RNA from Trichoplusia ni (cabbage looper), 2982 nucleotides. RefSeq lists its product as uncharacterized. The transcript has 2 exons. The record is from RefSeq and is a predicted model, not a curated record. Bases 256 to 1512 code for a protein of 418 amino acids. Lineage: Eukaryota; Metazoa; Arthropoda; Insecta; Lepidoptera; Noctuidae.
AGGUUACUGAGAGGCGAACACGUAAAGCGGUCUACACCCCAAAGCCGCUGACCCGGCGGCACAGCCCGGCGACUUAGUGCCCGCGGGUUAACCCUUCAGGCUUCAGAAUGUCCAAGCCGAACGACUUUGCCGGCGGCAAUGCCGGCGGCACGACAGCCGCGGCAUGUGGUGUUCUAGUAAUUGCCAAAUACUCGUAGAGAUUGGACGUGUGUGUUUCGAAUAAUUCAGAAGUAGUAUUUUCAGUACCUAAUUGACAUGGAGGAGGACGAUAACAGUGAUUUAAUAAUAGCAGUUUGUGGAGUUAUUAUCGGUGGAUCCCUCAACACACGAAAGUGUUGGGUUAGGCCAAGUUUAAUGAGUCGCAAUAAAUACAGUACUUGUCAAAGAUUAAGUGAUUUAAAGGAAGACGACUUGGUUCUAUACAAACCCAUUUCUUUUAAGACUUUCCUGUCAUUAACCAGUACCGACUUUGAAUAUUUACUGAAUAUUGUUGGACAUAAAAUAGCUAAACAAGACACAAAUUACAGAAAAGCAGUUUCACCAGUAGAAAGAUUGUCAAUAACGUUAAAAUACCUAAGCUCAGGAAAUUCUUUUAGUAGCCUGUGCGACGUCUUUAAAGUAUCUCCUCAACUAAUUUCAAGCAUUAUUCCUGAAGUAUGUGAUGCUUUAGUUGAAGGACUUUCAGAUUAUGUGAAAAUUCCAAGGAGUCAAGAAGGAUGGAGAGAAAUUGCAGAUGAAUAUUUAAAAAGAUGGCAAAGACCCAAUUGUCUUGGAUCAAUGGAUGGGAAACACAUAAAACUUCAAUGUCCCCCAAAAAGUGGAAGUGAUUAUAUAAACUAUAAAAAAUAUUUCAGUAUUGUGCUCUUUGCUUUAGUAGAUGCUGAUUACAACUUUUUGUACGCUAAUGUGGGAUGUCAGGGUCGGAUUUCAGAUGGUGGGGUUUUUAAUAAUUCAGCAUUAUGUCGAUUGUUAAAUGAUAAUGAAUUGAAUAUACCACAUAAAACCCCUUUACCCGGAAGGAAUCUACCAGUAUCGAAUUUUUUUUUGGGUGAUGACGCGUUUCCUCUGCAACCCCAUAUUAUAAAGGCUUAUGAUGGUAAUCACACAAUGGGAUCAUCUAAGAGGGUUUUUAACUAUCGCGUAUGUCGAGGGCGAAGAGUAGUUGAAAACGUGUUUGGGCAGUUAACACACAAAUUCAAGAUUUUUCAUAGACCUAUUCAGCUAAUCCCAGAAAAAGCUACUACUGUAACUUUGGCGUGUAUACAUUUAUUUAAUUAUAUCAAACGAACCGCUGCAACUCAGCAAAACGAAUACGAUACUGAAAAUAAUCAAGGAGAAGUCUUUCCCGGUGAAUGGCGUAGACAUCUUGAAAACGACAGUUGCUUAGAUAAUAUGUCAGGAGAAGACAAUCAAACCUCGGAUACUACAGUGACCGCUGAGGAUACAAGAGUGGAGUUGACUGAUUAUUUUCUUUCUAGUGUCGGAGGAUUAGAAUGGCAAUAUAACCAAUAAACGCCCAUUAGUCGAAUAAAAUUAAAACUCAUAUAAUCAAUAUUAUUUUUAAUCAUUAAGUAGUUCCAUGUAUAAUCCAUUAAAUCUAAAAUCGUAAAUUACACAUAGUGAGAUACACUUUUAUUGUGAUUCGUAGAAUAAAGUUUUAAACAAAAUAAGAAAUGUGUUUUUGUAAACCAAUAACAUGAUAUUAACUAUUGGUAACAGUAGAAGUGUCACUAAACUAAAAUUAAAACCUGGCUAUUCCUUUCGCACAUAUGUCAAGGUCUACUCGUGUGAAGGGAAUAGUCAACACUAAUUUUAAAUUUAACUUUAAUGGGGCUACCUAUAGCUACCUUUAUUAUACCAAAAAGAAAAUUAAAUAUUUAUAACAUAUUUUGAACAUUACUUUAUAACACUAUCAGAAGGAUUUAGAGCUAGGUAUUCUUCAGCAAAUGUUUCUAGUGACGAAGGUUGAAUUGUUUGUGGAUCUGGGUUUGUUUGGGCAGAGUAUUCAGAAGAAGUUAAGUUAUUUGUAGAAGGGCUUACAACCGUCUGUUGAAGUGAAGAUGCUGUAUAGUAUCCUGGAUGACUGUGUGAACUAGAAACACUACUUGGUCUUGCAAAAUCCGUAAAUGUAUCGGAUCUAUAUCCAGUUUCGGCUUCAAAUAUUAUAUUGUUGAUCCGAUGUCUCACAAUAGCUUUCAUUUGUCGGUCCAUUUGUCUUAAUUGACCCGCAAUAUAAUCUCCAACUAACCAUCCUCAUCUUUUGUCACAUUUGGUCGUUGGGAGACAUUCUUCAUAAUAUUCAAUGCUUCGGAUAUCAACUCUUUAUUAGGGUUGAUUUUAGGACGUUUAUUUCGUUGCCAAGUUGUAUUUUCUGGCGACAUCUGUGGUAAAUCAUUUUGAUUUGAUUGUGAAUCUCGUUGUGAAUUGUGGCUCGUCGACGGUGUGUCCUGCGAAAAAAGGCACAUUUUUGUUCUGCAGAAAAUUUAGUGAUUUGUAGGCAAACCAUUUACUAUGAUAAAUAUCAUCAGUACCCGCACCAGACUUAUUUGAAUUAUCUUCUUUUUUUUUCUCUCGGUAAUAAUGACUAGUUAAAUUUUUUAUCUUUCUCUCGAUUUCCGGAACAUCAGUAGCAAAUUCACUGGCAAUUUCAUUAAAUGCGUCGUAACGCUUUGGCCGGCUUUUGUAGUCACGGUUUUUUGGGUUCCAUAAUAUUUCUUUUAAAUGAUAGAGGUCUAUUAGUUUUAUAACUGUUGCAUCGUCCCACUCCAUAUUGGUUAGUUGAUACAAAAUAAAAGUGCCGACACUUCACAACAACAGAGAAUGAAUAAGUGAUACGUCACUACUCUAUGAAAGCCGGCGGGCAACUGACUGAGUGAGUGGAGAGGGAUGCCGUCGGCAUCGGCAUGCUGCCCCGCCGGCUUGCCCGCGCGGGCGCAAGCCGGCGGCAUGAUUGUACGAAAUAAGGACGGCGGGUUGGGCCGC